This is a messenger RNA of Botrytis porri, 540 nucleotides long. RefSeq lists its product as uncharacterized. The record is from RefSeq and is a predicted model, not a curated record. The transcript is spliced from 2 exons. Lineage: Eukaryota; Fungi; Ascomycota; Leotiomycetes; Helotiales; Sclerotiniaceae. Bases 1 to 540 code for a protein of 179 amino acids.
AUGGCACCUCAAGUAAACGGCGAGACUCCCUCAUCUGUCUUCCUCGAUCAUCUCACAUCUUACCCUCUCAUCCACGACUCUAUCUCUACCUUCAAGUCUAACCCCUAUGGCCAAAGAUCCAUCGACUUGACUGCAACCUCUUACGAGAAGUUUGGCAAACCAUUCAUUCCAUACCUCCAAAAACCCUACCAAUACGUCUCCCCUUACGUUGCGAAAGCCGAUGAGCUUGGCGACUCUACUCUAUCCACCAUUGAAUCGAAAUUCCCUGCCGUCAAGAAACCUACCGGCGAACUCUAUAGUGAUGGAAAAAACUUUGUGUUCUAUCCGAUAACAAAAAGCAACGAGGGAAAGGAAUAUGUGUUGGGAAAAUACAACAACGAAGUCAAGAAGACGGAAGAUCAGGGUUUUGUUGGCUAUGGAAAAGCAGUUGUUAGCACAGGAUUGAUUGUAUCAAGUGAGGCCUUUCAAUGGCUGAGCCAAUUUCUAUCAGCCAAGAAGGCAGAGGCCAAGGAGGUAACCAACGAGAAGGUAAACAACUAG